Messenger RNA from Nestor notabilis (Kea), 1074 nucleotides. It is a transcript of the gene ATPAF1, whose product is annotated as ATP synthase mitochondrial F1 complex assembly factor 1. The transcript has 9 exons. Bases 97 to 789 code for a protein of 230 amino acids. The record is from RefSeq and is a predicted model, not a curated record. Gene Ontology annotation, cellular component: mitochondrion. NCBI's taxonomy places the organism in Eukaryota, Metazoa, Chordata, Aves, Psittaciformes, Psittacidae. Gene Ontology annotation, biological process: mitochondrial proton-transporting ATP synthase complex assembly.
GGGGAGGCGGCGCUGGAGGAGAACCCCUUCUACGGGAAGUACCGACACAAGAUCCAGGAGCUGCGGAGAUCCAGUCCAGAUGUGUUUGAAUCCCGUAUGGAAAAAAGAACAGACGUGAAAAAGCAGCCUGUGGGAUACUCCAAGCAAGGAGAAUUUAUCAGAUGCAUGGAGGAAAAGGCAAAAGGUUUGGGCUCAAAGACAUCUAAGGAAGGAUUCACAAAAGACAAGACACUCGAUUCAAUUCUGAAUGUUGAGAUGGUGAAAGAAAAGUCAGCGGAGGAGAUAAAACAGAUUUGGAAUCAGUAUUUUUCUGCAAAAGAUACAGUUUAUGCUGUUAUUCCUGCAGAGAAGUUUGAUUUAAUAUGGAAGAGAGCCCAGAAGUGUCCGUCGUUUCUAUAUGCUUUGCCAAGAAAAGAAGGCUAUGAGUUCUUUGUGGGGCAGUGGUCAGGAACAGAAUUGCACUUCACUUCCCUAAUAAACAUUCAGACCCAAGGUGAUACUGCCCCUAGCCAGCUGGUCCUGUACCAUUUUCCUGAUCUACAGAAGGAAAAAGGGAUAGUUUUAAUGACAGCAGAAAUGAACUCCAAGUUCUUGGUGGUGCACGAAGCACAGUGCUUGGCGAAUCAGGUGCAGCUUUUCUAUGCAACGGAUCGUUCUGAGACCUACGAACUAGUGGAGACCUUCAACCACAGAUCUAGUGAAUUUAAAUAUAUGUCAGUUAUAGCAGAGCUUGAGCAAAGUGGGCUUGGAAGAGAACUGAGACCUGGUCAGGUUUCUGACACAUCAUAGAGCUAACCUGCAAGUGAAGCGAGCCAGCAGCAGUGAGGGUUUCCUACAUGGGGUGGUCCUGUCCCUUCUGGUUUACAGAUUUGGGUUGGCUGCAGAAAGGAUAUGGAGACAUCCUGGGAGUGUCAAGCCUGUGUGGCACUCAUGCAAGAUGAGGACUUGGGCCAUUUGAACAACAGUAAUUGCCCAAAUGGAGCCUUGUAACUUCCAUCAGAACAAGCCAUUUUCCCAUGUUACUGCUGCAUGCUGUGUGUUUGAAAUCUGAAGUAAAGUGACAGAAGGGAAACU